AUGGAACUGCCGGAUGUACCUGAUGGUACAGAUUAUAAGUUCCGAGGUAUCUCAUUCUCGUCAUGGCCAACUUCUUCAGAUUGCUCAGUUUUUGCCAUAAGAAACUACGGGAUAGAUGAAGUAUUUAUCUCCUUCAUUAAACGGGGAGAUGAAACGUGGACAUGUGGCAUCUUAGAUAAUGUUUAUUUGCCUCCUGGUAAGAAAGAUAUUGCAUAUGAGCCAACUCUCAACUGUCCAAUAUUCUCCCGUGGAGCUUUCUAUUGUUUGAAUCUGAGUGGAGCUUUAGGAGUAUUCAAAUUCGAAGAAAAUGGCAUUGCCUGGGACAUUCUUUCCAUGGUUCCCCGGUCUACUUGUGGUUUUAUCAAUAAGAGUUAUUUGGUGGAGCUUGAAGGAAAGCUUUUAUCUGUACUAUUAGGCCAUUUCGGAAAAUGGGUUCGGAUAUUUAGAUUGGACAUGUCGGAAAUGGUUUGGGUUGAAGUUGAAAAUUUAGGACAGCAUGCGUUGUUUAUUAGCAAUACAUCUUGUAUCGCAACAGUUGCUCCGACUAGUCAAAUGGAGAACAAAAUUUACUUUCCUAGGUUGCACAAUGAAGGAAUUUUAUUUUAA
Messenger RNA from Papaver somniferum (opium poppy), 606 nucleotides. RefSeq names its product F-box/kelch-repeat protein At1g57790-like. The coding region runs from base 1 to 606 and encodes 201 amino acids. The record is from RefSeq and is a predicted model, not a curated record. The transcript has a single exon. NCBI's taxonomy places the organism in Eukaryota, Viridiplantae, Streptophyta, Magnoliopsida, Ranunculales, Papaveraceae.